AGUUGAAUCCAACCAAUCAGGAGCCCCCUUCCAGAAACGUAUAUUUUUUUUCUUUGCCGCUUCUAAAAAAACCAACCACGAGUCGUCGUCGUGUGGGAGAAUCCAUCUUGAAGAGAGCUCCUCGGCCGUGUGACCAGUUGUAGUAGCUCAAAAUGUCUGAGGCGGAGCAGCAGUACAUGGAGACGUCGGAGAACGGCCAUGAAGCGGAGGACGAUUUUAACGGAGCGGGAGACGGAGACGGCGACGGCGGCAACAACGCCGAGAACGACUGCGGACAAGGCGCCGAGACCGAUCCGGACGGGAACUCGCAGGACGGCGGCCAGAUCGACGCCAGCAAGGGCGAGGAGGAUGCCGGCAAAAUGUUUGUCGGAGGCCUCAGCUGGGACACGAGCAAAAAGGACCUGAAGGAUUACUUCUCAAAGUUUGGGGAGGUGACGGACUGCACUAUAAAGAUGGACCAGCAGACGGGCCGGUCAAGAGGAUUUGGCUUCAUUCUCUUUAAGGAAUCAGCCAGCGUAGACAAGGUCCUUGAACAGAAGGAGCACAGAUUAGACGGCAGACAGAUUGACCCCAAGAGAGCGAUGGCCAUGAAGAAGGAGCCGGUGAAGAAAAUAUUUGUCGGAGGCCUUAACCCGGACACGGCCAAGGAGGUCAUCGAGGAAUACUUCGGGACCUUUGGAGAGAUUGAGACCAUUGAACUCCCACAAGAUCCAAAGACGGAGAAGAGGAGAGGAUUCGUAUUUAUUACGUAUAAAGAAGAGGCUGCUGUCAAGAAGGUGAUGGAGAAGAAGUACCACACCGUCGGAGGCAGCAAGUGUGAGAUUAAGAUCGCCCAGCCCAAAGAGGUCUACAUGCAGCAGCAGUACGGCGCCCGGGGGUACGGCGGCGGCCGCGGCGGCAGGGGGCGUGGAGGCCAGGGCCAGAACUGGAAUCAAGGCUACAACAACUACUGGAACCAGGGAUACAACCAGGGCUAUGGUUAUGGACAGCAGGGCUAUGGCUACGGGGGCUAUGGCAACUAUGACUACUCUGCUGGUUAUUACGGCUAUGGGGGUGGCUACGACUACAACCAGGGCAAUACAAGCUAUGGGAAAACUCCAAGACGUGGAGGCCACCAGAGUAGCUACAAGCCAUACUGAUCACACGUAGUGCAGGUAUGCAUUCUUGCAUCAUCCGUGGUAGUAUGAGACCGUAGCUAUAACCAUUAGUGCCUUUUGGCCCCACAAAGAGCUCCAUCUACACUAAAUCCAUUCAACCAUUGUGGUGGGGGUUAUAGUAGGGCGUGAUGUGGGGUCUGGGAAUCAUGAAAGAUGGAUUCAUUCCACCUGUCUGCCAUCUUGAGAUGCAUCUCUACAAAGCCUACUUGAUCAGUACGGAUUUGUGGUGGUCCAGAAAAAAAGAAACGAGGACUGAUCUGAUCAGCUUGCAGCCGUGUGUCGUCCCCCCCCCCCCCCUGCCCCCCCGUCCCUCCUCUUCCCGCCCCGAAAUGUUUUGUCAUCCACUUUUUUUUUUUUUUUUUUUCUCGUCGUCGAACUCAUUCAUGCACCUGUCUGUCUCUGUGUAACUGCAUGCCACGUCCGGUUAAUCCUCAGUAACGUAAAGCACCGUGUUUUUCUCUCAAGGUCUAAAGUAAAUAAGAAAAAAAGAGAUCCAUGGUCUGACCACAGCGAACAUGGGCUCUGGCUUUUCCUUUGGAGUUGGCAGAAAUUUGGACUCAUGCUCCAUUUGUACAGAUCAAGUGAGGAACUGAGGAAGCAAAUGUCACUUUUCCACUUCUUUUUAUUUUGUAUUGUUUUUUUUUUUUUUUUGUGUCCAUUUACAUUUCCAGCGAUGGAAGUGUUAUUUUUACUGUACUUUUUGGUACCCUUCUUGAAUCUAAUGUAUUGUAUGGUUGUAUUUUUACAUGUCGACUGGACUUACAGACGAGCUGGAGCAAAGGGCUUUGAAAAGCUCUCAAAUAAAACCGAUAUUGCUUUUUUUUUUUUUUUUUUUCCUUCUGUGUUUUCUAGAUUUUUACUUUUGUUCUCCCGUGCCGAGUGUUGGAAGGGGGUCACGUGGCUUCAGAUGUGGGGCGAGGCGAUUUAAAAAGGGAUUUACACUAAUCAAAGGGUUCUUUAAAAAAAUGUGUCAAGUGAGCGCUUCUGGGGCUUGUAGAAAAUAACAACCAGCAUUUAUUUUAAUUUUUUUUAUUUUAUUAUUUUUUUGCUUUUAAGGAAGUUUCUCCCCUCCGUGUCAGCAAUUUUUAAGUGGCUUUAUUAGUGUUAUUCAACUUGGAACGCAAGCCUGUUAUUAUGUAAGAGGGUAACCCCUCUGUCACUGGAAACUCAUUCCUCUAGUGUCUUGGGCAAAUUGAUAGAAAUAAAAAUUUGGUUUAUAUUACA
Fundulus heteroclitus (mummichog) is the source of this 2381-nucleotide messenger RNA. It is a transcript of the gene hnrnpaba, whose product is annotated as heterogeneous nuclear ribonucleoprotein A/Ba. NCBI's taxonomy places the organism in Eukaryota, Metazoa, Chordata, Actinopteri, Cyprinodontiformes, Fundulidae. The record is from RefSeq and is a predicted model, not a curated record. The transcript has 8 exons. Gene Ontology annotation, cellular component: nucleoplasm. Gene Ontology annotation, molecular function: RNA binding. The coding region runs from base 153 to 1139 and encodes 328 amino acids. Gene Ontology annotation, biological process: regulation of gene expression.